UGAGCGGGUGCGUAGGCGGCUUCCGGUGUGGGUGACGAGUGGUGGCCGAAGUAGGGGGACAUCAAGGGACGCUCAGCCAGGGACCAUGGCGGACGGGGGCUCGGAGCGGGCUGAUGGGCGCAUUGUCAAGAUGGAGGUGGACUACAGCGCCACGGUGGAUCAACGACUGCCCGAGUGCGAGAAGCUGGCCAAGGAAGGAAGACUUCAAGAAGUCAUUGAAACCCUUCUCUCUUUGGAAAAACAGACCCGUACUGCUUCUGAUAUGGUGUCCACAUCCCGUAUCUUAGUUGCAGUAGUGAAGAUGUGCUAUGAAGCUAAAGAAUGGGAUUUACUCAAUGAAAAUAUUAUGCUUUUGUCAAAAAGACGGAGUCAGUUAAAACAAGCUGUUGCAAAAAUGGUUCAACAGUGCUGUACUUAUGUUGAUGAAAUUACAGACCUUCCAAUCAAACUUCGACUAAUUGAUACUCUACGAAUGGUUACAGAAGGAAAGAUUUAUGUUGAAAUUGAGCGUGCUCGACUGACUAAAACAUUAGCAACUAUAAAAGAGCAAAAUGGUGAUGUGAAAGAGGCAGCCUCCAUUUUACAAGAGUUACAGGUGGAAACCUACGGGUCAAUGGAAAAGAAAGAGCGAGUGGAAUUUAUUUUGGAGCAAAUGAGGCUCUGCCUAGCUGUAAAGGAUUAUAUUCGUACACAAAUCAUCAGCAAGAAAAUUAACACCAAGUUUUUCCAGGAGGAAAAUACAGAGAAAUUGAAGUUGAAAUACUAUAACUUAAUGAUUCAGCUGGAUCAACAUGAGGGUUCCUAUUUGUCUAUUUGUAAGCACUAUAGAGCAAUAUAUGAUACUCCUUGUAUACAGGCAGAGAGUGAAAAGUGGCAACAGGCUCUGAAAAGUGUUGUCCUCUAUGUUAUAUUGGCUCCUUUUGACAAUGAACAGUCAGAUUUGGUUCACCGAAUAAGUGGUGACAAGAAGUUAGAAGAAAUUCCAAAGUACAAGGAUCUUUUAAAGCUUUUUACCACAAUGGAGUUGAUGCGUUGGUCCACACUUGUGGAAGACUAUGGAAUGGAGUUAAGAAAAGGUUCUCUUGAGAGUCCUGCCACUGAUGUUUUUGGUUAUACAGAGGAAGGUGAAAAAAGGUGGAAAGAUUUGAAGAACAGAGUUGUUGAACAUAAUAUUAGAAUAAUGGCCAAGUAUUAUACGAGGAUAACAAUGAAGAGGAUGGCUCAACUUCUGGACCUAUCUGUUGAUGAGUCAGAGGCUUUUCUAUCAAAUCUAGUAGUUAACAAGACCAUCUUUGCUAAAGUAGACAGGCUGGCAGGAAUUAUCAACUUCCAGAGACCCAAGGAUCCAAAUAAUUUAUUAAAUGACUGGUCUCAGAAACUGAACUCAUUGAUGUCUCUAGUGAACAAAACUACACACCUCAUAGCCAAAGAGGAGAUGAUACAUAAUCUACAAUAAAGAUCUCAGCACCCUUGAUGCUUUUAGAAAAGAGUUAAAAUUGGAAGUCAUUUUUUUAAAAAAGACUGUUAUGGUGUAUAUGUUGGGCUUGUUUUUUGUUUUUUCCUACUCUCAGCUACUUUGUCUAAAAUUUAAGAGAUAGUGAAUAUGUUUAAGGCCCCUUUCAACCUUUCAAUUCCCUAAUUUCAUUAUUAACUUUGCAUUUACAAUUGGUGCAAAAAUUUAUUUCUAUUAUUUGAGUACUCAAAAAAAUUGUUAUGACUUACCCAACGUGUUUUUCUAUCAUUUGACAUCUUUUUAACUUUUAUUUGUUUUCAUUCAGCUAACACCCAUCAUUAUAAUAAUAAAAGCAGUAUAUGCACAUUUAUGUUCUAUGGUUACCUGUAUUUUGAAACAUUUUGUUGGGUAGUGAUUUAAGUGUUUUUUAAAUAAAAUAAAUUCUGUUGUAAAAAUACUGAUUAUUUAGUAGAAUUUAAAAAGCAUAAUAGAACGUACAAGAACAUUUGGGAUAGAGCUGUGAAUUGUGAAGAAUUUGUAUUUUAGUAAUGUGGCAGAGAAUCUAGACUGAGUAUGCAUAGAGCGAUCUGGUAGGCUAUUCACUUUUUAUUUUUAGUCAAACUGGUUUCGAUUGCAGGAGCUUGAUUAUUUUUACCCCUUUUCUCUGACUUGACCAGCUGUUCUGUUAAACAAAAUCAAGUGAUAUAGCAUUGACACAACUUAACAGAAAGUUGUUUUAAUGUUAUUUCUUUGUGGCUUUAACUUAGAGGUCUAAUUACAUCAUUAAUGCUCAAAUUCAUCAUGUUUUUGUAGGAACUUAAGUAACAUUUUAUGAAUACUGGAUAACAACCUAAAAUGCUUUUUAAAGUGACCAAAAAAAAAAAAAAAGAAAGACUUCAAUCACCCUCUUAGCAAAUGGUGUAUUGUUUACAUUUUUUUUACAGAAGGAAAGUAGUCAUUGUCAAAAGAAACAUCUGAGGUCAAUAUGAGAAAAUUUUGGAAGUUUUAAAAUUUGAUUUAUUACAGGGAAAUAGAAAAAAGACAAUGUUAGAAGGUUAUUUAAAAUGAUGUUUAAAUGAAAGUACAAGAUCUACUUUUUUAAAAAUGCAAAUGAAAUGAGGGGGUAAGAAAACAUUCUGGAAACAGCAUUUCUCAUAAUUCAUUUUCUGUUUAAUGAUUACUAAAUUGUCCUAUUUCAUGAUCCCAGGACUGGGAACAAUUGUGGGACCUCUGCUAUUUACUGAGUCAUUGUGAAUAAUAACAUAGUAUUAACCUAAUUUCAUCCUUUGGAAAUUUAAUGUAUUGGUCACAUGAAUAACAUCAACAUCUGCUAUCACUUAUUUUUAAAAGUCUAACCAAAACGAUGGCAGGUUCGGAAACAUUAGAAGUUCACACUAGCAGUAAGAAUAUGGUUUAGAUUUUCUUUUGAAUGAAAAGGAUAGAAAAUAAAAACGUUUUGCAUUGUUAAUUUAUAAUCAAAUUAGAGCUAAUUUGACUCUAGCUUCUCAUUAACUCACUAACUCAUUUUCCUUGUACUUGUCAAAUCUAGACUAAAUGGCCAAAUAAGUUGCUGUAACGAUCUCAAAUACUCUUCUUCUUUGGCCUUUAUUUAACGUGCUCACCCUUAAACAAAGCUUUGGUGCCAUUUGUAACUGUCUCAGUGACCAAAUUUCAUUUGACUUGAUUCACAGUUCAUCCAUUUCUUGUUUUCUCUGUACAAGCCAACUUAAGAGUUACUACCAAUUUCUUAGUGUUAAAAGGAAGACACCAUCAGCACAGGGCAGUGAAAUAUUCAACAUGUUCAGAACCCCAAAUCCUGCCUUACAUUUCUGACCCAAACUGGCAUUCAUGAAAAGGAUUGAAACACUUUGUUUUAAAUAUGGCGAAAAUAACACUUGACUCACUAUCAUUUUCAUUAGGUUAUUAGGAGAGGUGAUAAGCCACUGUUCUGUUUUUGUUUUUUAAAUGAAACACCCUUAACCCUCUUACUUCUAUAUAAUUUAUGUUUUUAUUUUAGAGUUCAAUAGCUAUUUCUGUAAUUAUCCUCAAUUCCCAUAUGCUUAUUAAGUCACUGAAAAACAUCUUUAAAAUUGAUAACUGUUCCGUUCUAUCUCUUGUAAGUGUUAAAUGUUUGAUAAAAGUACAUAUUUUAAAUUGUUUUCAGCUCCUGGAUAUAGCUGCAAUAAAAGCACUAAUUUGUGGGUAUUUAAGAAAACCUGGAGAAUAAACUCAAACUUUAAAAGAUCA
Manis pentadactyla (Chinese pangolin) is the source of this 3700-nucleotide messenger RNA. RefSeq names its product proteasome 26S subunit, non-ATPase 12 (gene PSMD12). The transcript is spliced from 11 exons. The coding region runs from base 86 to 1456 and encodes 456 amino acids. NCBI's taxonomy places the organism in Eukaryota, Metazoa, Chordata, Mammalia, Pholidota, Manidae. Gene Ontology annotation, cellular component: proteasome regulatory particle, lid subcomplex; cytoplasm; nuclear proteasome complex. The record is from RefSeq and is a predicted model, not a curated record.